Varroa destructor (honeybee mite) is the source of this 624-nucleotide messenger RNA. RefSeq lists its product as uncharacterized. The record is from RefSeq and is a predicted model, not a curated record. Lineage: Eukaryota; Metazoa; Arthropoda; Arachnida; Mesostigmata; Varroidae.
GUGAGGGGGUCUACAAAAAAUGUCGAAGGAGCACACGUUUGAUGAGUGCGUGGCCGAGCGCCCACCGCACAGCUUUCGCAGCAGUGUCCAGAGAAACUUCAGAGCUGGAAAUUGUGACGUAUUCUGGAUACAACGCCAACUAAGAGAGAUGUGAUGGGCUUAAGCGAACGAAUUGCGUUCUGUUCAGCGGAUGUGAACGCUAUACACACCCAUAGGCACUAAUGGCGUCCGUCUCGAACAUUGCCAUCCAAGCGGUCCAUUACUUCGACUGCCUGAGCUUUUCAGCUGCUGGCCUAAACCACAUAACAACUAUGUACACUUCAGAUGUGCAUAAGAAAGCUUUCUUGCAUCAUUGCAAGAUGCAUCAAGUGAUUGGAAAAGCCACCUCACCCCUCUGGAGCAAUUCCUCAAGAAUAGCUAUGGUGACUGUAAGAGUUUCGGCGAUGGCGGCUUCACACAGAAGCUGUUUAGCGAUCACAUACCACAAGUGCCGAAAGAAUAAAAGCAAGAUCCAGCGUGCGCAAAGAAACCAAUUGCAACAGCUGCAACUGUCUUUAUUGCUAUUUGCGGACGAAGCCUGGACCAAUCCUGGCGAGACUUCAACAGCUAUUGGCUAGUUUUUUC